This is a messenger RNA of Lepus europaeus (European hare), 1138 nucleotides long. It is a transcript of the gene SINHCAF, whose product is annotated as SIN3-HDAC complex associated factor. The coding region runs from base 183 to 851 and encodes 222 amino acids. The record is from RefSeq and is a predicted model, not a curated record. Gene Ontology annotation, biological process: negative regulation of cell migration. Lineage: Eukaryota; Metazoa; Chordata; Mammalia; Lagomorpha; Leporidae. The transcript has 6 exons.
ACCUUCCCGGGCCGCGGUAGCAACUGCAGAACUGCAGGAGACAAUCUUUCUAGACAAGGCGGCGGCGGCGGCGGCGGCGGGGGACGGAGUGCCUGGAGGGGCCGGCCUGCGUGCACCGCGCACCUCGGGAGCCUGAUCGCGCGUGGAACGGCUGCCUCGGGAAGACCUGGCCAGAAGAGAAGAUGUUUGGUUUCCACAAGCCAAAGAUGUACCGAAGCAUAGAGGGCUGCUGCAUCUGCCGGGCCAAGUCCUCGAGCUCCCGCUUCACCGACAGUAAGCGCUACGAGAAGGACUUCCAGAGCUGUUUCGGGUUGCAUGAGACGCGUUCCGGAGACAUCUGCAACGCCUGCGUCCUGCUGGUGAAAAGAUGGAAGAAGCUGCCGGCAGGAUCCAAAAAAAACUGGAAUCACGUGGUAGAUGCAAGGGCAGGGCCCAGUCUAAAGACCACACUGAAACCAAAGAAAGUGAAGACUCUGUCUGGAAGCAGGAUGAAAAGCAACCAGAUCAGCAAGUUGCAAAAGGAAUUUAAACGUCACAAUUCGGACGCUCACAGCACCACCUCCAGUGCCUCUCCAGCUCAGUCCCCGUGCUACAGUAACCAGUCAGAUGACGGCUCAGAUACAGAGAUGGCUUCCGGCUCCAGCAGAACACCGGUCUUCUCCUUUUUAGAUCUCACCUACUGGAAAAGGCAGAAGAUCUGCUGUGGGAUCAUCUACAAGGGGCGUUUUGGGGAAGUGCUCAUCGACACGCACCUCUUCAAGCCUUGCUGCAACAGCAAGAAGCCGGCCGCCGAGCCCUCGCCGGCGCCCCAGGGCCCCGAGCCGCUGCCCAUGGCCCCUCAGGAGUGGUGACCGCUGCCCACGGGCCCGGCGGCAGAGCAGCAGAGAUUCUGCGAAGACCACGAAGCGACAAACUGACCCUCUUAACGUUUUCACCCGGAUACCUGCUAUUCUGCCAAAAGACAAUUUCUAGACUAGUUCUGAAUGGGUUCUCUCCCCAGGUCCACACAUCCUGAAGCCAGUGUCUCGCUUACUGAAAGAAAGAAUACGUGUACAUAAUAUUUAAGAUGCUGAGGAUCUCAUAGGAAGCUGAAUGCUGCUGUAAAGUGCUCUUUAAGUCUUUUUUUUUUUUUUUUUUU